This is a messenger RNA of Phacochoerus africanus (Common warthog), 3185 nucleotides long. It is a transcript of the gene BANK1, whose product is annotated as B cell scaffold protein with ankyrin repeats 1. The transcript is spliced from 17 exons. Gene Ontology annotation, molecular function: signaling receptor binding; protein tyrosine kinase binding. Gene Ontology annotation, biological process: negative regulation of phosphatidylinositol 3-kinase/protein kinase B signal transduction; signal transduction; B cell activation. The coding region runs from base 225 to 2573 and encodes 782 amino acids. NCBI's taxonomy places the organism in Eukaryota, Metazoa, Chordata, Mammalia, Artiodactyla, Suidae. The record is from RefSeq and is a predicted model, not a curated record.
AGCCGGCGAGCAGUUUCACUUCCGCAGGGCGACCAGCACGGCCAGCCCUGACCCUGAGGCCCGCGCCCCGCGGCUGCGUUUCCGGGACCUCGGCCGCGGCCGCCUCGGUGGGAAGCGGACUGAGGACCGUCGGGGGCCCGGAGACCAGCUGUCGGAGAACCUCAGGCUGGGAGAGGCCGGCCUCAGCAGGCACUCGUCCAGGGACCCGGACUUCCGAGGCUGCGAUGCUGCCGGCAGUGCCGGGCCGGGCGGGCGGGAGCUGGGAGUCGCCCGCAGGCGGCUCAGCGCCCCCAGAAAAUACAAAAGACAUCCUCAUGAUAUAUGAAGAAGAUGCUGAGGAAUGGGCUCUGUACUUGAGGGAAGUUUUUCUGAAUGCUGUGAAAAGGGAAGCCAUACUGUUAUAUUGCUUGGAGAAUUAUUGUCUUUGGGAUUUGGAGCUGCUGGAUUUAAACUCCUACACAUGUAAACUUUUGGUACUAUCAAAUAGCCUACUUAAAAACCUAACUCCAAAGAAAUGUCAGUUUCUGGAAAAUGUACUUCACUUACCAGAAAGUGUGGUUACUCUGCUGUGUGGGGUGAAGAGCUCGGAUCAGUUCUACAAGUCAUUAAAUAUCUCUAGAGGCAGGUGGGAGCUCUCAACUGAGCAGGAAGCUGAGGACUACAUCUCGGUCAUCAAAAGCAUCAUUUUCAAAGAUUAUGAAGACUACCUGGAGAUCAUUGCUCCAGAAGACUUAAGAGUGAAACAUUCUGGGGAAAUAAGUGAGAAGAAGGAAAUGGAAGAAUCGUCAGAAGCUUCAAGAAGCACCAUACCACAGGCAGUGGUGCUUCCUGCUGAAAUCCCAUGUGAGAAUCCUGGUGAAAUAUUUGUUAUUUUAAGAGAUGAAGUAAUUGGCGAUACUGUGGAGGUUGAAUUUAUGUCAAGUAGUAAAUGCAUUAGAACACGGCCAGCCCUCUGGAAUAAGACAGUCUGGUGGAUGAAGGCUUUAGAUUUUCCUGCUGGCUCUGUCACUGUCCAUGUCUUCUGUGAUGGAGUCAUCAAGGCCACAGCAGAGAUUAAAUACUAUACAGCAGCGAAGACUAUGGAAUCCCUAUUGGGAGCAGCAGGUCCGGGAGAUGGUGUGCGCCAGAAUGACAUUGAUGGACUUGAUGAUAUGCUCACAUCCACAUUCAAACAUGAAAUACCACAUUAUGAAUUCCGACCAUUCCAAACUGAAGCCCACCCUCAAAAGGAAUGUACUUAUUUCAAAGAACUUCCAACUCUUCUCCACUGUGCAGCGAAAUUUGGCUUAAAGAACUUGGCUAUUCAUUUGCUUCAAUGUUCAGGAGCAAACUGGGCAUCUAAGAUAAAAAACUUGGAGGGUUCAGAUCCAGCACAUAUUGCUGAAAGGCACGGUCAUGAAGAACUCAAGAAAAUCUUUGAGGAGUUUUCCAUCCAAGAAGUUGGAGGAGAUGAUGAGCAGGAAAGUGAUUAUGAAGAGGAUUUUAUCUCCUUUUGUACACGUUCUCCCAGCAUACAGAACCCAGCUCUCCAUCAGGAAAGCCAACAGACAUACAGGCAGAGGGCAGAAGGAGGUGCGGAAGUGAAAGAAACGGCAGAGGAAGAAACAGAGCAGGACUCUGGCUCGGAGGCCCGGCCCACCCCAGAAGAGGCUGACAGUGAGAGCGAGGACCAGUAUGACGACUUGUAUGUGUUCAUCCCUGGAGACAACCCGGAAGAUAAUUCACAAGAGGCCCUCAUGAGCAGACCACCUCUCCCCCCGCCGCGACCUGCAGCUACUGCCUUCCAACUGGAAAAACCUCACUUCACAUUACAAGGGAAAAUAUUGGCAGGCCAAAUGGAAAGAAGUCAAAGUUGGUGUGAUUCUAGUGCAAGAUUCGAAGCAGGAAGUGAACCCAAAGGAGAAGAAGAAAAAGAAAAUGAAAAGGAUCAGGAAGAGGAAGAAGACCCAUAUACUUUUGCUGAGAUUGAUGACAGUGAAUAUGACAUGAUCCUGGCCAAUACGAGUAUCAAGAAAAAAACCGAAAGUCGUUCUUUUAUUAUGAACAGACCUCCUGCCCCGACACCUCGACCCACAAAUAUUCCUGCCAAAGAGGAAACUACACCUUAUAUAGCACAAGUGUUUCAACAGAAGACAGCCAGAGGACAAUCUGAUGGUGACAAGUUCCAUGGUCCUAAGAAACAAGACAGAGCCCGGAUGGAGAGUCAAGCCUCUUCCACCGUAAGGAACUGCCUUGCUGCUGGACAGGAGGAACUCAUCCUCCUGCAAGAGAAAGUCAAGAAUGGGAAACUCUCUAUGGAUGAAGCCCUGGAGAAAUUCAAACAGUGGCAGAUGGGAAAGACUGGUCUGGAAACAAUUCAGCAGGAAAAACUACGCCAACUACGAGAUUGCAUUAUUGGGAAAAGGCCAGAAGAAGAAAAUGUCUACAAUAAACUCACCAUUGUGCACCAUCCAAAUGGUAACGAAAGUGCCCACAAUGAAAAUACGUUACAUAACAUACCCUUUGGCAAUAAGCUUCCUGCUCGAUUCCAGGCUGAAAAGGAAUUUGGUUUCUGUUACAGGAAAGAUCACUAAAGAGAUUAUUAUCCUGAAACUCAAGAAUCUGCAGACACUUUUGGGUAAAACAAGCUUACAUUUGGACUGCCUGCUGUCUACAAGACUAAAAUCAUGCUAGGCAAAUAGAAGCACACUUCUGGAUUUCAGACUUUGUUAUUGCCACAAUUUAUUGCCAUUAUACCUGCUUCAGAUGAGCAUAUAAGAUUAAAAUUGAAUGCUGUAGAGCAAUUGCAUUAUUUGAAAAUUCUAAUAUUUUACAAUGCACUUUGCCACUGAAGCAGCGAUUUCUCAUUUUUAAAAUUAAAGGAAACAAGAGCAGAGGAUUUAAAUGCUCUGAAGCAAAGUUAUUGGGCUUGUUUAAGGGGCUAACCUUAAUAGUUCACUCCUCCUCCAUUUGAGAAUAUCCAUAAAGAUACAAUUUGUUUCAUUUAUAUUGAGUUUUCAGGUGGAUGGUCUGUUUUCUAAACUUCUCCCAUUCAAAGCUCUAAUUAUUAUUGUCACAUUAUGCUUGCAGCAACCUUCCCUUUUUAAGAGCCUGUUUGCUUAUAACCUUGAGAACUUUAUUUUUAAAUUUUUCUGUGUCUCAAAUUAAUAUACAUUUCUGGGAGUUCUCAUUGUGGUUCAGCGGAA